Messenger RNA from Knipowitschia caucasica, 360 nucleotides. Lineage: Eukaryota; Metazoa; Chordata; Actinopteri; Gobiiformes; Gobiidae. The record is from the annotation of a GenBank genome assembly.
AUGGCAGCAAUUCCAUCAGGUGGUUCUCUCAUUGCCACUCAUGACUACUACAGACGACGUCUGGGGUCUAACUCCAGCAACAGCUCGUGUGGCAGUGCUGAGUACACAGGCGAGGUCAUUCCACACCACCCAGCUCUUCCCAGGCAGGACUCGGGACAUUGGUGGACAUCCUUUUUCUUCUCAAAACCAAACAUGCCCAGCGGGUCCGAAUCUCAAAAAAAUGGCUCAUACACAGUGGCCAAUGGUCAGGUGACGUGCGUAGCCAGGGAGAUGGUCCUCAAGAGGCAAGUCAGCGAAACCAGCGACAGCGGGAAGUUCGAACCCUCGCCUCCCUCCAGCAAUCCUCCAACUUCUUCAUAA